Messenger RNA from Cercospora beticola, 1233 nucleotides. RefSeq lists its product as uncharacterized. NCBI's taxonomy places the organism in Eukaryota, Fungi, Ascomycota, Dothideomycetes, Mycosphaerellales, Mycosphaerellaceae. The record is from RefSeq and is a predicted model, not a curated record.
UGAUCGUCUGCCGUUGUCAGCUUCGACAUGCCCGACCUCCCUCAUGGAUGGCGGAUGAGAAAUGCCGAAGGCGAGAAGGUUGGUCCGCCUGUCGAAGAAGAUGGCAACUACCAAGUCUCGGGGGACGACGAAAGUGGUAGCGAGCCAGAUGUUGAGCUGGCGGGACUUGAUCUGAAGCCCGACUCAGAGGGAUGGGACGACGUUGAAGAUGACACUGAGGAUGUCAGCAUCAAGUGUCUGUUUUGCGACGAGAUAUUCAGCGGAGCUACCGCCAUGAACGAGCACUCUGCCAAGACGCACGAAUUCGAUCUGGCAAAAGUGCAGGCACAACAUGAUCUGGACUUCUACUCCUCCAUGAAGCUAGUCAACUAUCUUCGCGCUCAAGUCCAACAGGGAGAUGCUAAACCUGACGUGAGCGAUGCGAAAGCCUGGGCCGAUGACAAGUACCUGCAGCCAACGUUGGAAGACGAUGCGCUGCUGUUCAGUCUCGACGAUAUCGAUGAACGACCUGUGCCAGAAGAGGAACACACAGAAGCCGGAGCUACUUCCUCGAUUGAUGCUGUCAUCAACCAAUAAACCUCUGCCGUUCAGUACGCUGGACGCGACUGCAGUUCCCAGGAGACCAGCGCAAUGCCACACGAGAACAUGCUGCGGAUUCGCUCCGAGUCCACUAAAUCGCGGUUGAGGUAGAGGUCGGGCUUGCGUAAUAUAGCCAUUGUUUGACUCGACAUCGCGUCCCUGCAAAUCUAGGAAUAUGGACAUCGCUUCACACGGCCAGCAGGCGGACAGGACGCCCCGCAUGGCCCAGUCGGAUCGACUAGAAGCUGACAUGUGCUUGCGGUCAUGAAUGCACUUGCGGACAUUGUGCGUGCUUCAGGGUGUGGAGGCUUCGAAAGCUAUCAGGUGUAGCUGCUCAGUCAGACUUAUUCUGCACCCCGUCGAAGUAGGCAAUCUUCCGGAAAUUCAAUAGUCUUCAUUGACCAGAAGUCGGAUUCCGGGCUCGUUGCGUCCAAGCAGAAUUCGAGCGGCCGCUUGUGGCUCAACCGGGCGAAGCAUCUGUGUACUGCCAAUCGCCGGGGCAGACUCCUCUCAAGCGAUGUCUGUGGCACUGCGCAUUAAUAGACGCCAUUUCUGGGAGCAGCGGCAAUGAGCGGUGAUUGUGAUUGGUCGGCACUGUUGAACUUCGAUCCUUCGCUUGCACAUGUGCGUAUCAUGUUGCGAAGGAUUGCGCUA